This is a messenger RNA of Racocetra persica, 836 nucleotides long. NCBI's taxonomy places the organism in Eukaryota, Fungi, Glomeromycota, Glomeromycetes, Diversisporales, Gigasporaceae. The record is from the annotation of a GenBank genome assembly.
AUGAGUGAUAAAUUAUUAAUUAAUAUUUUCAUUAAUAUAUUUGUACUUACAUAUUUGAUUCAUUCACUUCAAGCUCAAUAUGUAAUAGAUCCAAACGCAAACAAUUUAACAACUUUAUGCGCGCAAUCUAUUUCAUCUGCAGCAGAUGACAAAUCUUUAAACAACUGCCUUCCAAUGAAGUCCUUGGAAUUAGGUUUACCAUCACUCCUCGAUAAAUCCUCAAAUGACCAAUCAAGAAAACUAAAUGUUCUCUCACAGUUCGUAAAAAAUACAUGCGCAUUAAAACCAUGUUCAAAUGACGUAAUCCAACAAACACUUCAAACGUUAAAAUCUCAAUGCUCUCAAGAACUUGAGUCAAAAAAUUUAAUAAUCACAACCAUCUUUGGGUUGUUUAGGUAUUAUAGUUUAGUUAGAGAUAUUAUAUGUUUAAGAGAUUCUGCGAACAAAUACAAUUCAUUCUGCGUUUUGGAGACUCUAGUAAAUACCGGUAGUGCUCUCAACAACACAUCUUCAACUCCCAACAAUGUCAAUAGACGUUCUCCAGAUAAUAUUGUUGCUAAACGUUGUGUACGAAAAACCAAUAGCGAUGACACGGACAUAAGGGACAUAAAUAGAUCAACCGUGAUCACUACUCAGAUUUCUUUUUCAAAAGUGUCAAACAUUCCUACGUCUACCGUACCGGAAAUCAUCGGAAAUUCGAAAACGAAAAGUAUCGCUGUAUCAACCGCUUUGGUCACAACCAGUAAUGCUAUUAGUUCAUUUACUCCUAUUCCGAUUCCACAAAGUACCUUCAGUGCUCCACAAAGUAUCUCCAAUACUACUUGUCCACCUGAUAU